Messenger RNA from Vigna radiata var. radiata (mung bean), 2168 nucleotides. RefSeq lists its product as uncharacterized. NCBI's taxonomy places the organism in Eukaryota, Viridiplantae, Streptophyta, Magnoliopsida, Fabales, Fabaceae. The transcript has 7 exons. The record is from RefSeq and is a predicted model, not a curated record. Gene Ontology annotation, biological process: protein transport. Bases 157 to 1734 code for a protein of 525 amino acids.
CCAACGCGGACCGAACACUUAGAAAAAAAUAUAAACAGAAGAAAAAAUAUUUUUUUAGAGUUCGACUUUCACACUUUCAUCGAUCCUUCUUCAGAAACCAAAACCUUCCUCGUUAAGGAAGAGCAAUUGGGUUUGAUCCUGAUCGAAACCUACACCAUGGCCAUGUUCGAUUCCCUCUUCAACAAAGGUUUUAAGGCUGCCAAAUGUAAAACUCUACUGAAACUGACGAUUCCCCGAAUAAAGCUGUUAAGAAACAGAAGAGAGAUUCAGUUAAAGAAUAUGCGGCGUGACAUCGCCAAGCUACUUGAGACUGGCCAAGAAGCCACAGCUCGUAUUAGGGUAGAACAUAUUAUCAGAGAGGAGAAUAUGAUGGCUGCCCAAGAAAUCAUUGAACUCUUUUGUGAACUUAUUGCUGUCCGUCUUCCAAUAAUUGAAUCUCAAAGGGAAUGUCCGCUUGACUUGAAGGAAGCCAUAUCUAGUGUAUGUUUUGCUGCACCAAGGUGUGCAGAUCUGCCAGAGUUGUUGCAGGUUCAGAUGCUAUUUGCUGCCAAAUAUGGGAAGGAAUUUUUAUCUGCUGCAACUGAGCUCAGGCCAGACUGUGGUGUUAAUCGCCAGUUAAUAGAGCUACUUUCAAUCCGUGCUCCUUCACCAGAAAAGAAACUGAACCUUCUGAAAGAAAUUGCUGUUGAGAAUGAUUUAGAUUGGGACCCAGCAGCAUCAGAAACUGAGUUCUUUAAAAAACAUGAAGAUUUAUUGAAUGGCCCCACCCAAUUCUAUAGUGGGUCUAAGGUUCCCCUUCCUGAUGAAAAACCAAACGAAGGGAUGUACUCUUCUCAUGAAACACCCAAUAAAGAAGAACCUGAAUCUGAUUCUGGCUCUGAUACAUUAGAAUUUCCUGAAGUUCCUAAAGUAUCAGUCCGGCCUAAUGCAAAUGUUGCCACAGCUCCAGAAAUGGUUACACAUCUGACUAUGGAACCCCUUGAUGUUGAUCUUGAUUCAUCAAGCAAUUCGGGAGAUUUUGAAGAUGUCAAGCAGGAGCAUCUUGAAGAUAGAUCAACAGUUCACAAAGAUGAACCCCAUACUUCAAUUGCCAAAGAGAAUAUACAGUUCGUGCCAUUCAUCUCUCCUCCAGCAUUAUCAUCUGGAUCAUUUUCUGCAAGACCUAGUGAAUCAUCUCCCACCUUGUCAAGUGCAAAACCGGAACCCAAUGUGGACCUACAGGAUGUGUUGGCUGCAGCCCAUGCUGCUGCAGAAACUGCUGAACGUGCUGCAGCUGCAGCUCGCACAGCAGCUAGUCUUGCUCAAGUCCGUAUUAAUGAGCUGACUAAGAAGAGAAGCGAUGAACGUGUAUCAGACAGCAGCUCCGAGAACCCAUUUUAUGCUGGUGGUGAUAAUGAAUCUCCAACAAAAGAAAAACAUUUCACUGGGCAAAGUCCUGCCGGUAACUCUGAUGUCCAUAGUAGAAAAGAUCUUGAACAUUACCAGGAUCAUUAUACUUCCCCAGGCUCUCAUUCAUCAAGCUUUCCUUCCUUUGACACACUCAAGGAAGAUUUUGAUUCCUCCCUGCCCAGUAAUCAUGUACUGAAUGACAACUCCUCUAGUCACCAGCCCAAGAGAUUACCUUCAAUGGACGAUGAUUCAUACUUCUCAUACCCCAACUUAUUUACCUCUCAAAACUCGAAUGUUGGAUCUCAGACUCAUUCAGAUAAUAGCCGUCCCCCUCAUGAUCUGUGAUGGAGAAUAUCAUCCGGCCACACAUAUCUUUAUAUGAGAAUCUUAAGUCUUGCUCACGAGUGUGUUUUAUACCUGCAAUAAGUAUUGUUUUUUUCAUAUUUUCAAAGAGCAUGCGAUCCCUGGCUUUGUUGAUUACACAGUUCAUACCAGGGCACUUUGUACGAUGACGGUGCUGCCACUGUGUAAUUGCUUUAGUCCAGAAGCGUUACUGUUUGUGGCUGUGGCUACAAUCACUGUAUAAAUCUUAUAUUGUUGGAAUACAAGCACUCAGCUUUACAUUUUUCUUUUUUCAUUUUUUGUUUCAAGGAAAGCAAGACAGCAGCUAUACAAGUUAGGUCACCGGAGGAUAUUAGACAUGUAAUACAUUUAGAACUUCAUUUGUAAUUUUGUGAUAUGGUAGCAUGAGUGUGGAAUAUAUCACUUCAUUUGUUUUA